This is a messenger RNA of Guyanagaster necrorhizus, 1774 nucleotides long. RefSeq lists its product as uncharacterized. Bases 173 to 1687 code for a protein of 504 amino acids. The transcript is spliced from 5 exons. NCBI's taxonomy places the organism in Eukaryota, Fungi, Basidiomycota, Agaricomycetes, Agaricales, Physalacriaceae. The record is from RefSeq and is a predicted model, not a curated record.
GACAUAAGAAUAUUCCCAUCUCUGCGGGAGGCGUCGAUCACACGAUGGUGUCUAUGAAGACGUAUUAUCAGACUGAUCUGCACUGGAAUCGCAUUCCGCAUUCACUUCUCUCUCCUCCUUGACCUCUCUUCCUGUCACAACAUUCUUAAAGGCCCACGCUAUAUCUUUGGAGAUGCACCUGAGGAAAAAUGAGUACUUCGAAGCUCGGGGCGGUGGCUCAGUGAUACACUCAUUCGCCUUGCGGUCGGAAUCAUCUGGGAACAGUUUACUUACAGUUAAUGGACGUGGUGAACUAGGAGCAGCGAGCAGUCUAACAUCAAAGGCGGGGUUGAAAGCUGGCUCCUCUCCGUCAAAUGGUGACAGUUGUAAUCUAAGCCCCUCUGGUAGAGGCUCUUUCAACUUCUGUGCUAAUCACAACGUUUCGGAGAAAAGAAACUUGACUACCGCCGGAAUUUUGUUUAGCGAUGGAGUCAAAGAAGACAGAGAUAACAUGGAUAUCGAUUCCACCAGCGACGUACCGCAGGAUAAAAUAUCGCCGACGAUGAUGAGAUUCAAGGAGCUGUCGAUAUCGAAGGAGGUAAACGAAACCCAUACGGAUGCGACACCAACGUCAGAGAUAUCUCAAAAGUUGGUGGGUGGGCCCGCUAAUCCAUCCACUGGAAAAGAGAACAGUACUGGGUUGGAUUCCCAAAACCGUGCACAAUUCAACGGUGGUCAGCACCUGUUGCCUGAUCACAACAUCGACGAUACUUCUGGCUACGGUUCUCUUGAUUCCAAUCGCAUCGGUAGUGGGAGUACUGGUGUCGGGGAUUUAGGUGCCAGGAUGAAUGUAAGUCCUCCGGUCCAGAAUAAUAACGAUGACAAGAACUCGGCUCGCGAUAUAAAACUCAAAGAUUCAUUGGGUAAUCAGGGUUCGCAGAGAAAUGGAGGCAUUGAUCAAUCUGGCCUCGACCCUCACACAUCUCCCAGCGAUUCUAGCAGCGAUGUCCCAGGCCACAAUGCAGGGAGUUCAGGCAAUGCGAGAGGAAUUGUCGAUUCCAUCAUCUACCCACUUGUUGAGGACCUACCAAACGUCAACACUCUCGGUAUCAGCGCUAACGGGAUAGCAUCUGAGGUUGCGGCAGGCAUAGAUCUGCGGAAUACUGGGAACGAUGGCCACGACUCAGGGCAUGAAAGCGAAAGUCCAGGAGGGUACUCCAGCGACGGCGAGAAGACUCAUCCUAGACAUGGGUCAUAUGAUAGGAAUAAUUCUCAGAAUGGAUCAGCGAGCGGUAGAGGUGGAAAUAGUAACGAGGGUGGCGGAGGUCAAGAUGGCCCUCCACAUAACUCUUCGGCUUCAUCUCCUCUGGUGACUCCAGCCACCAUUCCACAACCCACCAUCUCUCAGACGCGACCUGCUAUCGCGUCGGCGUCCACUGUAUCAGGUGACGGAUUCUCUGCGAAUACUAGUAGCUCUUCCCAACUUACAACUUCAAUCUUGACGAGUCCCGAGUCUUCGACUUCUAUAAAGACAUUACCCGGUAGUGUGAAUGGGACUAGUGCCAUUGAAGGACCCUCGCCUCCGCUGUUGACCUUCAUUUCGACGGACGCAAAAACAUACACCAGCACGAUCAGUGGAAGCCCCACUACCUCUCUCAGCAUCUUCACAACCACAGGUACAACCACCAUGCAAACUCGCACCGUUUGAUUGGUGGAAUUGUCGGGGGUAUAAUUGCCUUACUGACUCUCGUCGCCCUACCGUUAUUCUUAUUCGUUCGCAGACGACGUCGCUUGA